This is a messenger RNA of Austrofundulus limnaeus, 1176 nucleotides long. Its product is annotated as C2 calcium-dependent domain-containing protein 4C. The transcript has a single exon. Lineage: Eukaryota; Metazoa; Chordata; Actinopteri; Cyprinodontiformes; Rivulidae. Bases 1 to 1176 code for a protein of 391 amino acids. The record is from RefSeq and is a predicted model, not a curated record.
AUGUGGAUCCUGGGCAAGAUCAGGGAGAGCGUGGAGAGCAUUCCUCUGGAGCUGAAUCGCUACGUGGGAAACAGUGAAGAGGACGUCUUCUUCCUGUCUAAGGCCAGCCUCUCUCAGAAUCUGCACAGCAACAUCAUCACACCGGACAACAUCCCCAAAUUCUGCCUGCCUCCUCGGCUUUGCAAGAGAAGCCCACCGCCGGAAGCUCAACCAGACCUGAGCAGUCAAAACCAAACAACGAAGAGCAGCACGGCUUCUAAAGUUAUACAGACAAAAGUGAAGGCGAAACCAAAGAAAGAUGACGCCUCAGAGACUUGGAAAGCUAAAAAGAAGCCUCUGCCGUUCUCAGCAGAGGGUUACGGCCUGGCUGGGAUUUAUGAGAGCCCCAACACUCGAAGGAAGGAGUCUUUGUUCCACUCAAAGUCUCCAGUGUACGUGUUUGAAAGGAGCAUCCCUACUAUGCCACCAAGGCAAGCAAAGGAGGCAAACGAAACCAAGAAAGCCUUUUCUGGUUUCCUCCCGCUGUUCUCGUGCAAAAGCCUGUCAGAAACAGACAACAGAGAAGGAGAAACUACUUCCUCUGCUGAUUCUGCUCCUUUUUGUUCCUCCYACAGCAUCAAACCCUUCAACUGCAGCCCAACAAGAAGUGAGCGUCUUAAAGAAACCAAGUCCUGCCCUUCAUUAAUCAACAGCUCAAGUUUCAAAGUCUCUCCGUCCACAGAGAGUCUAUCCCCACCUGUCCUCUUCCCGUUGGACCUCCUGCACUGCCAGGAGAGACUCCAGAGUGAACAUGUCCUCCCCCUGCAGGGACGUGGCAGAGUUCGACUCGCCGCCGAGCGAACGGCCUUCUCGGGCAACCCCUUCUGCACAGUCAGAGUGCGCCUGGUGUGCGUGGAAGGGCUGAGCGAGGAGGCGGAUCGGCAGAGCCCGAACUGCAAGGUGAGCCUGUGUCUGAUGCCGGGGAAGCUGCAGCAGCAGGAGAGCRCCACCAUCAGGAACUGCCGCAGCCCCGUGUUCAAUGAAGAUUUCUUCUUCACGGAGCUGAGGCACCAAGAUCUGCUGGAACUGCAGCUCAGGUUGAAGGUGGUGGAUAAACCUGCAGCUGGGUCUCUGAGGAGGGGAACGCUGAUUGGAACUGUUAGUAAACCUCUUACUCUGUUACUUCCCAAUCAGUAG